UGUAAUUUACAUCUCACACAGUCCACAUCCCACAUUUCGCACGAAGAUAAAUUUGAAGCUUCUCCUACCAUCCUACCUUAUAAUUUAGGAGCAUUUUUCAAACUUAAUUUCCAGUGUUUUCCCUCUUGCUUGACCCAGAAUUUUCGCGACUUUUAAAGUUUUUUCUCUCGAAGAGUGUAUUUUUUUAAAAGUGAAUAAAUAAAUUAGUGUACAGUGUAUCAAUUGAAUACUUGAGUAUUGGACGGCGGAAAGGAUAUUGAUAUCAUGGCUUCAUUUUUAUCUCUGAGCAAGAUAAAGAUCUCUGGAUCCGAUUCCCGUAGUGAGACUCAAAGUGAAGUUUCUUCUGCUGACAGCGAAUUGAAUGAUUUACGUUCAAUUGCCAUUCAACUGGGAGUCAGUGUGGAUGAAUUGUCUGUGGAGAGAUUCAAGAUUGAGCGGCAGAAAUUGGAGAGCAUGCUUUCAGAAGGUGCCGAUGGACUUGGAACAAACAAGGCCGAAAUGUUUUUUCAAUUGAUCAUGCAGGACACUUGCACGUACAUUUGCUGGCCGUGCCGGCUGAAGAUCGGCGCCAAGACCAAGAAAGAUCCUCAUGUGAAGAUCAUUGGCAAGUCUGAGAAUGUGCUGAAGGCGAAGGAGCGCGUGAUGGGCACACUGAACUCUCGCGGCAUGAGAGUGACAAUGAAGCUAGACGUCUCGUACACUGAUCACUCAUUCAUCAUUGGCAAGAGUGGGAAGAUCAUCAAAAAGAUCAUGGAGGACACACAGACGCACAUCCACUUUCCCGACUCCAAUCGCAACAAUCAGAACGAGAAGAGCAAUCAGGUGUCUCUGAAUGGGGCUCUGGAGGGUGUUGAGAAGGCCAGGGCGUUCGUGAGGGAGUCUGCUCCACUUGUGCUGCAAUUUGAUCUGCCAAUCUUGGCGCCCACUCAUCCUGUGCCAGACAACGAGUCGCCGUACAUAAAAGAAGUGCAACAGAGCUAUGAGGUCCAAAUUGCGUUCUCCAAUAAGCCCAAAUUGCAUUCACUGUCGGUGAUUGUGAAGGGAUCCGAGCGGAAUUGCAUGAAUGUGAAAAUUGCUACGCAGCUUUUAAUUGAUAAAUUCUGCACCAAUACACCGGCACGGAUCGAUGUGAUGCACCAGAUGGAGAUUUCGCCACAGCAUCACUGCAUCGUCAAGGGGAAGGACAAUCGCAAUUUAUUGCGAAUCAUGGAGUACACGAGCACAAGAAUCAUCUUCCCGGACUUGACGGAUGCCAACAUAAGGGCUCUGCGUCGAUCGCAAGUUCUCAUCUACGGGAACAUCGAGGGUGUCUAUUCGGCCAGACAGCUGCUCUUGGGCAAUCUGCCGGUGGCUCUGAUGUUUGACUACCCGAACAACACCAUCGAUCCGUCUGAUGUGGCCAAGCUGAACAAUUCCCUCGAUGUCUUCAUCACUGUGCGUGCCAAGACUCGCCAAAGCACUCUCAGCAUUGUGAUUAAGGGCGUUGAGAAGUACAUCAACGAUGUUUACCAGGCACGACAUGAUAUUCUCAAGUUGGAUCCCCCGGUCGUCCAGGCCAGCAUUCCGGCCAACUACAUGCUGCACAUGGAGGACAAGCGUCUCAUGCAACUGCCAGCACUCCUUGCACUGCAUCCGGAGAGUCCCACACCCACGCCAAUUGGCUAUUUAUCGGACAGGUCAUCACCGUACACUCUCUUCGAGGGUGGUGGCAUCCAGAAUCGCUACCAGACGAGUCCUAGCAGCCUCUACUCCUUCACACCGAAUGAAUUGGCCUCAGUGACUAUUGAACACCCAGCGGACAAUAAGUAUCUCAAUGUGCCCAAUAAUAUUUCACCGAGAAGUGUGAGCAACAACACGAGUGGGUAUCAAAGUUUCAGCAGCAGCACCAAUUCCCUGGACCAUUUGAACAUGUACCCAUCGCUGAAUCACCCACCGAGUGUCAAUUCAUCCCAGGAGAGGAUUUUCUACGGAUCAACCAGCCGAUGCAAUAGCAGCGGCUAUGGCAGCUCACCAUUUCUCAACACAAGUGACUCACAGUCAUCCAAUAUCAACUAUCAGAUGAAACGCAAUUUCGAUCACAGUCCUAUAUUUGAUUUCAAUUUAAAGAAAUUGGACGGACUCAAAGCCAUGAAAACAUCACCAAUGGGCGAGCCGAGGACUCCGACUUCUGCUUGGACAGGCUUGGGACUCAGCAGGACAUCACCCAUGGUUCCGCAGGAUGGAAUUUCGAGUGCAUUCAUGUCUGAUUGGGAGGACACGACCAGUGCAUCGCCCUAUAGGAUGGGGAAGACAAUUGGGAUUCUUGAUUCUACACCAGUGCAGCGCAGAGCACAAAUUGGACAUCAUCGAGACUUGCACAGUCUGCUCACAUCUCUUGGCUUGGAGCACUAUAUAAACACCUUUGUGUCCAAUGACAUCGAUCUGGAGAUUUUCUCCACGCUGACCGAGGAGGAUCUCACGAAGCUGGGCAUCACGUCCUUUGGGGCGCGCAAGAAGCUCCUGAUGGCCAUCACAGGGCUGGCCGUGGUGUCCAACACGCCGACGAAUCAUCGUCCCAAGUUCUCCGGAUCGGCGGCGCCGGGAGCCGAGAGACGCACGUCCAGCUCUUCUUAAGCGUUCGCGGGCAAUUGUGUCCAAUUGACGAGACAUCAAUUGGAUUUUUCAUAUUGCCACGGAAUUUUUUUUGGUUGUGUUGAGGAGUUGCACUAGAUUUAAGGAAUCAGUGAGAAUUAAUUCUCAACUAUUUUCAAGCAGCAACUCAUCCCAUCAAAUCAUCCCCUGUUUUGUGUUACCAUUAUAUAUUUUCGUAACUAUGAGGCAUUUUCUUUUAAGUUAUGGUUUAUUAGAAUGUAUCCCUAUUUAAAAUUUAUGCAUCAUCACUUACCAUCUAACGUUUAAUUUAGAUUAUCUCCCAGUAUAAAUUAAUUGCAGUAUUUUUUCUGAUAUUUCUGCAUGAGAAUUCAUAAUAAGAGUAUUCUUAUGGAUUUGAUAUUUAUUAUUUUAUUUGUAAUAUAUCUAAUGAAAAUGGAACAGAAGAGGCAUUGUUAGAUCAAAGAAGAAAGUAUGUAUUCUCAUAGAGGAGAGUGAUGGAAGAAAAAUUGUUACUUUCUAAUAUUUGAGCAAUAUUUAUAAGAUGUCCAGUUAAUAUUUUCCAUCCUUUUCCUGGCGUUACUAAUUUUUAGUUAAGGGAUUACUCGAACAUGUUCAAUUUUAACACUAUACAUAUAGUUGCAUCUAUAUUUAGUAUUGAAAGUUGAUAAUUUGGAGCUGAAUGAUCUUGUAGGGAAUCAGUGAGUGUGUUGAAAAAACUACAGACCUGUGAUGUUAUGUUCAAUAUCAGUAUUUUAAGAGGAUCUUUCCUCUAAUACAACGAGACACACAAUUGAUCACAUUUGACAAAAUAUUCUCUAUUACUUUCAAUAUUAAUUUAUACAUAAAUUUAUGAGUGAGUGGAUAAAUUACCAAAUUCUUUAUAAGUUGAUAAAUUCUUUUUACUAUUAUAAAAAGUAUAUUGUAGAUUAUUGCACUGAUAACAAAAAAAAACAUUGUAAACUUUGCGAAUUGAUUAGUAUAAAAUUGCAUGCGAAUUUGUAAGACAAAAUUUACUCUAGAAUUAAAUAUAAAAUGAGGUCAAUGAA
This is a messenger RNA of Phlebotomus argentipes, 3638 nucleotides long. RefSeq names its product protein bicaudal C (gene BicC). NCBI's taxonomy places the organism in Eukaryota, Metazoa, Arthropoda, Insecta, Diptera, Psychodidae. Gene Ontology annotation, cellular component: cytoplasm. The transcript has 7 exons. Gene Ontology annotation, molecular function: protein binding; RNA binding. The record is from RefSeq and is a predicted model, not a curated record. The coding region runs from base 265 to 2613 and encodes 782 amino acids.